Manis javanica (Malayan pangolin) is the source of this 7636-nucleotide messenger RNA. It is a transcript of the gene SLC5A11, whose product is annotated as solute carrier family 5 member 11. Lineage: Eukaryota; Metazoa; Chordata; Mammalia; Pholidota; Manidae. Gene Ontology annotation, molecular function: D-glucose:sodium symporter activity. The record is from RefSeq and is a predicted model, not a curated record. Gene Ontology annotation, biological process: transmembrane transport. Gene Ontology annotation, cellular component: plasma membrane.
GUGGUGAGUGGAGUAGGACCGUGCCCCUGGCUCCUGAGGCCCCCUCUCCCUCCCUGCCAUGGGCCUCUGAGCAGGUGAGGGCCCUGAUGGGGGCCAUGUGGGGGAGCUCAGGGCAUGCCAUCUGCCCCACAGGGGCAUGCUCAGAGUUCAAGUUCAAGGGUUCAGGGCUGGGCUCAGCCUCUCUUCUGCUCCUGGGGAGAUCAUUCAUGCUUCCUCUAAUCCGUGCUGCAACUGAGACUGGAAUUUGGAGUUUGACCAGUGAGGAGGCUGUCAGCACCAUGCCGUGCAGGAGGUAGGGCCACCACCGUCCUCUGGCUGCGAGGCAAGAGGGGCCCAGGAGUCUCCCUUCUCCGAGCCAUCUCUACCUACUGCUGCCUUGAAGCCAUCGACGGGCUCCAGGGCAGGUAGGCCCUGUAUCCAGGGGAAGACCUGGCCGCCUCCGUCCGGUUGGGCGGCUUCCCCCAGCAGCGUCGGGCAUCGUGAGCUUGAGCCAGCCCCAAGCCCGGCUUGUGGCUGUGGGCCGAGCCGUUUCCUCCACUGCAGGUGAGCUCAGAAGAGUGGCAGGAAAGAGGGAUUGAGAGUUUGUUCAGGACCAUGGAGAGCAGCCCCAGCGGCCCUCAGCCCACGCAGUCGAAUCCCCCGGAGACAUUUCCCCAGAGGAGCAUGGAGCCAGCUGACAUCACAGUGUUGGUUCUGUACUUCCUCUUUGUCCUGGCUGUUGGACUGUGGUCCACAGUGAAGACCAAGAGAGACACAGUGAAAGGCUACUUCCUAGCCGGAGGGAACAUGGUGUGGUGGCCAGUGGGUGCGUCCUUGUUUGCCAGCAACGUCGGAAGUGGACAUUUUAUCGGUCUGGCAGGGUCAGGUGCUGCUGCAGGCCUUUCUGUAACUGCUUAUGAGUUAAAUGGCUUAUUUUCCGUGCUGAUGUUGGCUUGGCUCUUCCUGCCUAUCUACAUCGCUGGACAGGUCACCACGAUGCCAGAGUACCUAAGGAAACGCUUUGGCGGCAACAGAAUCCCGAUCACCCUGGCUGUGCUCUACCUGUUCAUCUACAUCUUCACCAAGAUCUCGGUGGACAUGUAUGCAGGCGCCAUCUUUAUUCAGCAGUCUUUGCACCUGGAUCUGUACCUGGCCGUAGUGGGGCUGUUGGCCAUCACUGCUCUAUACACUGUUGCAGGUGGCCUGGCUGCUGUGAUCUACACGGAUGCUCUGCAGACUCUGAUCAUGCUUAUAGGAGCGCUCACCCUGAUGGGCUACAGUUUUGCUGCAGUUGGUGGGAUGGAAGGCCUCAAGGAGAAGUACUUCUUGGCCCUGCCUAGCAACCGGAGUGGGAACAACAGCUGUGGGCUGCCCCGAGAAGACGCCUUCCAUAUAUUCCGAGACCCGCUGACAUCUGAUCUCCCAUGGCCCGGGAUCCUAUUUGGAAUGUCCAUCCCGUCCCUCUGGUACUGGUGCACGGAUCAGGUGAUUGUUCAGCGGACUCUGGCUGCCAAAAACCUAUCCCAUGCUAAAGGAGGCUCUCUGCUGGCUGCGUACCUGAAGGUGCUGCCCCUUUUCAUGAUGGUGUUCCCUGGAAUGGUCAGCCGUGUCCUCUUCCCAGAUCAAGUGGCCUGUGCAGAUCCAGAAAUCUGCCAGAAGGUCUGUAGCAACCCCUCUGGCUGCUCUGACAUCGCGUAUCCCAAACUUGUGCUGGAACUCCUGCCCACGGGCCUCCGUGGGCUCAUGAUGGCUGUGAUGGUGGCGGCGCUCAUGUCCUCCCUCACCUCCAUCUUUAACAGUGCCAGCACCAUCUUCACCAUGGACCUCUGGAACCAUGUCCGGCCCCGGGCAUCUGAGAGGGAGCUCAUGAUCGUGGGCAGGGUGUUUGUGUUGCUCCUGGUGCUCGUCUCCAUCCUCUGGAUCCCGGUGGUCCAGGCCAGCCAGGGCGGCCAGCUCUUCAUCUACAUCCAGUCCAUCAGCUCCUACCUGCAGCCACCUGUGGCUGUGGUCUUCAUCAUGGGGUGUUUCUGGAAGCAGACCAAUGAAAAGGGUGCCUUCUCAGGUCUGAUCUCCGGCCUUCUCCUAGGCUUUAUUCGGCUGGUCCUGGACUUUAUUUAUGUGCAGCCUCGGUGCGAUCAGCCGGAUGAGCGCCCAGCGGUGGUGAAGGAUGUCCACUACUUGUACUUCUCCAUGAUUCUGUCUGCAGUCACCCUGAUCACUGUGUCCAUCGUGAGCUGGUUCACAGAGCCGCCCUCUAAGGAGAUGGUCAGUCACCUGACCUGGUUUACUCGUCAUAACCUCAUGAUUCAGAAGGAACUGGGGCCACCAGCAGCUCCCCUCCCUCUUACCCUCCCCCAGAACGGGACACCGGAGGCCAGCAGCACCAACAUUCAGCUGGAGACUAUUCAAGAAAAUGUGUCCAAAACCCACAGCUGUGACAUGACGCAAAAGCAGUCCAAAGUGGUGAAAGCCAUGCUGUGGCUCUGUGGAAUGGAGAGCAGGAGCAAGGAGGAGCCCCCAAGCAAAGCAGACCGGGUCAUAGUGUCCUUGGAAGAAAACCCCUUCGUGAAAGCCCUCCUGGACGUCAGCCUCAUUGUCUGCAUUAGCUGCGCUAUCUUUGUCUGGGGCUACUUUGCAUAAUGUGGGGUGACUGCAGGGGUCCAAACUCUCCAUUUGUUUCCAAUGCCCCAUUUUUUUUUUAAUGAAAGAAAAAUCAUAAUAAAGCUUCAUUUGUUUACUAUGAGCCUUCAAAGGUGUUUACAGGCCAUUUUCAACAUGACAUUUAACUCUUUUCUUCUUCGAAAGGAAUGACGGUUAGAAACUGGAAAAGGAGAGAAGCAUAAAAACUUCUUUUCCCCAAAAGGCUACUUCUUCACAAUCCCUGUCCAUCAGGCAAUAUCAAGAGCCAGCUUCAAACAGAUAAAUAAGCAAAGACCCACGAACCCUCCCAGCCCAACAGCAGCCCCAUCUCCCGGGUGGGGAGUGUUAGCCCUUGAACUUUCACCAGCUCACCUUCAAAAUGCAAGGAAUGGGACUUGAAUACUAUCUCUUGCCUUCCACUCCUGCCGGCUUUGGGUGAAGGAAUAGCUGGUCCCCAAAGGUUUCCUCAUUGCAAUCCUUGCUCCUUGAUAUUCUCUCUGGGAAAUAGACCUGAGUCGGUUCCCUGGAUUCUUGUGCUAUAAGAAAACCAAGGAAUUGUGUGCGCUUCCCAAGGUCUGGUGUAGACUGUUUCCCUGCUUGAUUCUCCGCAGUGCUGCUUCCCGACAACAAGCAUCCAGAAGGAUGAGCACCUCCACGACGACUCUCUACUGGCUGAGGGCAGUGGGGCUUUUGACCAGAAGAGCAGCCACCUCUGUUCUGGAUAGAGCCAGCCAUCCUAGUUUCUCUAUUCUGGGCCCUGAUGGGAUCUGAUGGAAUGACUUGUAGGGUCUGUGUUUGCAGCAUACACAGCUGAGUUAGUUCUGAGACCAUCUCUGGAGCAGCCCAGGGCCAUGAGCUAUUAUUCUAGUCUUAGGAUAAAGGGAGCUAAUGGCGAGGAUUGGAACAACUUGCUAGCCUGACAGAACUGGAGAAUUGGAACAGUAUCUCAAUUUCCAGACUUCAAAGGAAUAUGGACAGGAAUCCCUGGGCUAAGGAGCCACCAGCUCACCUGUCACUCAGUGCCAUCUUUUGAAUUCCUACUUGAUGCUCUCAACACCUGGGACCAGCCUGGUCCAAAGGUAAAUGUAUUAGCUGGGGCCCUACCCUUUUGGAGGCCUGAUCCAAAUGGUAGCUGUGGGUUGGACUAAGGCACACUUCAGCCAGCCUAGAAAAGGUGUGUGUGAUGACUGCUUCCUAAUGUCGCUAGGAUCCGGCCCCCCAUAACUGGCUCCUGGCAGGAGCCUGAGAUGGGUUUCUGAGGAACUGGGCUUGAGGGGAGGCUGAGCGUCCUCUCCAAGAGUGAAGCAGAGGAGUGGAGGCUCUAGAGGCUCCACUGGAGUCCAGAGCACCCUCCCCGAAUCACCCCCCAGUCAAGCUCCAGUGGCUGCACUGGCCCGUCACACCCAGGCCUCUGCUGCCUCCGGCUGGGUCAGAAGUGUGUUUCAGUGGGAGUUAUCAGUUUGGAUGUUCAGCUCACUGCCACCUCGCUCCUGGUUCACUAACACCAGCCUCACACUGGCCUUCCUGCCUCUACUCUUGACCACUGACCAGUCAUAGGGAGAGAGAGUGAAUCUGAUCAAGCCACUCCUCUGCUCCUUCAGUGACCUCCCUAAACUCCCAGGAUGAAGUCCACAUUCCUUACUAGGAAUGACAAGCCCCCUGAUGGCAAGGCCUCUCUCUGGUUUCAACUGAUUGCUCUCCUUCCACAGACUAAGGUGGUAUCAUAUUCAUGCUUUCCCACUCCUGUGCCAAACACAGUGGCUGGCAUACAGUGGGCCCUGAAACAUAUGAGUAUAAAUGUCCAAUAAAUGGGUUUUUGCCUCUGCUCUUCCCUUUGCCCAUACUAUCCCUCUUUCAUCUUCUGGCUCAUUCCUAUUCUAGGUGCAUCUUAAGCAUCACUUCCUCCAGGAAGCCUUCCCUGAUUAUCCCAUUCCUAUUAUGACAUGUGCCUUCAAAGCAAGUAUCACACUAUAUUAUCAAUUGCUUGACUGCCUUCCCAACUUCAGGGAAAGUUCCACAGUGGCAGUGUGUCACUCACACUUAGGCCUAGCACAGUGCCUGGUGAGGGAAUGAACAACGACCUUCAGAACCCAGAUACCCUCUCACCUCCACCAGCCACACCCCUCCCAGGCCCGGCUUCUGCCUAUGACCAAGGAACACCCACUAUUCCUGCCCCAGUUCAGCUCCCUGGGGUCUGAGCUCAUGGGGGUGACCCACUGGCAGGACAGUUAUCUUUGGAAACUAUGCCACCUCAAAGCCCUCCUGGACAAGACAAUGGCCUCUAGAGCUGCCCUUCUGAUCAGUUCUCACCUUUGAGAAAGGCCCACAGUCAGCAAAUCAUGUGACUCUGCCUCCCUAACGACCAUGAGCUGAUCUGCCCCCUUCACUCCCUCCCUGCUGCCUCUAUGUUAAGCUAGGCUGGUAUCAGCUCUCUCCUAGAGACUUCCUGCCUCUAGUCCUGCUCCACACCAGUCUGUGUUCUGUAUCAGAGCCACCGGGGUCUAAACUACUGACAGGGCUGCUGCUGCCUUCCAGCGGCCUGAGCAGCUCCCUAGCCUUGGACACCUCCUGGACAUGAGCUCUGAGGCCCCUGGUAUUCCAGUGCUUCCUGGCCUCACCAGCUUUGUUCCUUGCCUGCUGCCGCCUCCCACUCUGUUUUGUGCUGGCUCUCACCCCACAGCUGCUGCUCAAGCUCUUCCUUCUGUCUUAAGUGCACAGCUCCACCCUCCAAUCAGCACCAGGAGCUUAGGCCUUCCUCUUGUGCUCCCUCGGCUUCUCCCUCUCCACAGCACUCUGUUUCCCGGGUGUGCCUUCUGCUUCCAUGUCUGUAGGGUUCGCAUUGGCUCCCCAGGGUCCCCAGGGUCUAGGCCAGUAUAUGGAAGAGCAAACCCUCAGUAUUUACCUGGAGGACACACAGCAAUUACUUAAAGACCUCACUUCAAUUCUAAGGGUCUUUGUGUGAAAACAAAAAUAUUGACUUUCUACCAUUAAAGGACAUGCAAAUGUUUUUCUGGUCAAAUAUAAUUUAUUGAUGUGCAUAAAAACUCAAAUUAAAUACAAGCAGGGUGAAAGUGGAACCCUGGUUAAUUUUUUCAUUCAAGAAAAAAUGUGGCUCAAAUAUACCCCUCACUUGUGACGUAACUUGUGAUGACAUUUUGAUGUGUGUGGUUGAGGGACCCUGAGGUGACCCUCAGUGAUGCCCACCUGCUGGUGUUCAUGUCCUGGUCUAAUUCCCUCCCCGAGUGUGGAUGCACCUGCUUCCAGCCAGUCGUAUACGGCAGAACAGAUGCACUGUCAGUCUGUGAUUACAUCACAUCAGGUAAGACCAUCUUGCUAGUCUGCUAGACUGUAAAGGAUUGCAGGCUUGAUGAGGUAGUGGCCACAGUGGAGAAGCCCAUGUGUCCAGGAACUGCAGGCAGCCUUUAGGAGCUGAGGAUGGCCUCCAGGUGAUGGUCAGAAAGGAGCCAGGGCCCUCAGACCUUGUGCUUCCAUGACUACGAGGACAUGAAUUCUGACAACCUGAGGUAACUUACACAUCGAUCUUUCCCUAGUCGAACCUCCAGAUAAGACCCCAGCCCUGGCCGGCACCUUGAUUGUCAGCCUGAGACUCUAUGCAGAGGACCCAGCUAAGCUGGCCUGGACUCUUGACCCACAGAAACUGUAAGGUACUAGAUGUGUGUUGUUUUAAGCUGCCAUUUGUGGUCACUUGUCCAGUGGCCAUAGGUAACUGACACAGUGUGUGUGGUUUGUGAACGUGUGUGCAUAUGGGAUGGAGAGCAUGUGGGCAGAGGAGAGUUCACCUGCAAAGCCACAAGAGGUCAGUAAAGCUGUGUAGCUGAGUGAGCAGGUGGGGACAGCCUUUUAGGAGAGCCUCUAGUAGGAGUCAUUUGGUUGCAGGUAAUAGAAACAAACCCAAGAAAGUUCAUGCAAAAAAAAAUAAAAAAGGCAAUUUAUUGUCAAGGGGUGAAGCCAGGAAACGCAGAACAGCCUCAAGGACCCAGAUGGGGUGUGGGUGGGAGGACGGGCUGCAGAGACACCUCUAAAAGUGGCAUCCAGAGACAGGUGCCCUGACUGCACCUUCCGCCUUGCUCCCCCCGAGCUGGCAGCUUAGGCGGCCCGGGUCAUGUCACUUUGCCUUUUGGUUGCAUCAGAGCAGGCAGAGUCACCAUCCAGCAGGCCUUCCCUCCUCCCCAGCUCUGUCACUACAAUAUUAGAAAAAUGGAAGCCUCUGGCUUAGAAAUAUCCGUCAGUGAGGUACCACCCAGCCCAACGCAAGACCCCUAGACUGUGAGUCAGAGAUCACCUGCGAUCCUGGACUGAAGACAAGGUAGAACGGGAUCUGUGAACAGAGGGAGAAGUUUCUGGAAUCCAGUCACUACCAGGCCCACAGUGCAGGUGGGAAAAUGGGGGAAUUGAUCACAAGCAGAGAAGCCAGAAGGAGGGUUGAUCUUAAGACCUUCAAGUACAAGCACUUGUGGGACUCACUGGACUCGGGGAAGCACUAGGAGCUGGAGUCCCAAGAAGGGGUCAAGGGUCCACCUACGGAGCCCCCAGGAAACCAGGUCCACCAAGAAGGCCCAGGGGUUCAGUCCCUCCACUCACCUGACUCUUGGGAAUUCACAGGGUAGAACCCAGCACAAUUAAGGCAGCCAGAUGCCACCCAUCCCCGACCCCCUGUGGUCUCCCAGUGGCAGGUGGACAGGCGCUGAAUGCCGGGUGUGGGGAGAGGAAGGGACCCUGCCCUGGGGUGGCUGGGUGUGGGCGGCGGGAACAGGGGCCUGAGCACACACGCUGGGCCCCCUGAAACAGCAGCUCUGCAGGGCAGGGAAGAAGCAGCCCAAGGGGCAUGGAGCCGGCAGCACUUUCCUGGCUGCGGGGUGGCCCCGACUUCCCGCUGGACCCCACCUGACAGUGGGCUGGGUGAGAGGAGGUGACAGCGACGUGGCGACCUGGAGAUGCCUCCACUGUGAUGUACUGAUGGCCCCAAUUGCACCGAGCCCCACGACUGGGCUCACCC